AUGGACCGCGAGCACUAUCCGCCCAGCACAAAGCAGUCUCCGUCAAUCCCAUACCGCCUCUCUCUUGUUCGAAGGGUAUGGCAACUGGGCUGGAUCUCCAAGGUCGCCUAG
Parastagonospora nodorum SN15 is the source of this 111-nucleotide messenger RNA. RefSeq lists its product as hypothetical. The transcript has 2 exons. The record is from RefSeq and is a predicted model, not a curated record. Lineage: Eukaryota; Fungi; Ascomycota; Dothideomycetes; Pleosporales; Phaeosphaeriaceae. The coding region runs from base 1 to 111 and encodes 36 amino acids.